Messenger RNA from Coccidioides posadasii C735 delta SOWgp, 1806 nucleotides. RefSeq lists its product as uncharacterized. Lineage: Eukaryota; Fungi; Ascomycota; Eurotiomycetes; Onygenales; Onygenaceae. The record is from RefSeq and is a predicted model, not a curated record.
AUGGAAGUCGACUCAGAGAAAAGACCUGCGGCCCAUCGCUCACCAGAGCCCAAAGAUGGAGCUGGAGGGACACAGGGCCAAGAAGCCAGACGGCUGCCUGUUACCCUACUAUCAGGGUUCUUGGGAAGUGGAAAGACCACCCUGUUGGAGCAUAUCCUCAAAUCGCCUGACCAUGGACUUCGAAUAGCUGUGAUUGUCAAUGAUAUGAGCAAACUUAAUAUCGACGCUGCCCUCAUUACACAUCAUAAAGUAUCUCAGACGAAAGAGAAACUCAUCCAGCUCCAAAAUGGUUGUAUCUGUUGCACGCUCCGUGGGGAUUUGCUCUCGGAGCUUGCGCGCCUCACAAGACAGAAAGAAGUGGAAUACGUUGUCAUUGAGAGUACUGGUAUUAGUGAGCCGAUGCAAGUGGCGGAAACAUUCACUGCGGAGUUUAGCGCGGCAAUGCUUGAAGCUGAGGAUCAGAUCAUGGAUACCGAUGAGGAUAGCAGGAAGAUCCUCUCCGAGAUUGCCGAGCUCGGAGGGCUUCACAAUUUAGCAAGCCUUGACACGACAGUCACUGUAAUUGAUGCAUUCAAUCUUCUAUCGAGUUUCGACACAGCAGAGUUUCUUUCCGAUCGCUAUGGCUCCAAGGAAAUUAUUCCUGAGGAUGAACGCACCAUCUCCGAUCUCAUGGUAGAUCAGAUCGAGUUCGCCGAUGUUGUGAUUAUCAAUAAGAUCGAGACCGUUGAUGAAGAAACCCGAGGUCGGAUUAGGAAACUCGUGAAGUUGUUGAACCCUGAUGCGAAAAUCCUAGAAUCCAGUUACUCGAAGGUCGAUGUACGCGAGAUUAUCGGAACCAACAGAUUUGAUUUUCUCAAAGCAGCCUCGGGUUCGGGCUGGUUGAAAAGUCUGCACGAGAUGACGGUUAUGAAUACUGAUCAGGGAAAGAGGAUGGCACCUAAACCGGAAACCCUGGAGUACGGAAUUAACAAUUUUGUAUAUACCGCUAGGAGACCGUUUCACCCGCGUCGGCUCUUUGCUCUUCUUCAUGACAAAUUCAUCCUUCUUCAGCAGGGAGAGGAGGAAGAAGAGCAAGAGGACAAUGACGACGAAAACAAGGACCAAAUGGAGAUCGACGAGAAUGAUCCUAUGUCUGAGGACGAGGAUGAAGAUAUGGAGACCCAAAGCGUACAAGGUUUCGAACAGCCUGAUCCUGCAGUUAUUCUUGCGAAUAAACGCGCACAUGCAUUUGGGCCUGUUCUACGCUCGAAGGGAUUCUUUUGGCUGGCGACUCGCCCCCUUCAGUUUGGGGAAUGGAGCCAGGCCGGGGGGAUGCUGACGGUGAGCUGUGGAGGACCUUGGUUUGCUGAAGUACCCGACGAAGCCUGGCCAGAGGAUAAAGAUGUCCGCAAAGCCAUUGAAAACGACUUUCAAGGCCAGUGGGGUGACCGGCGCCAGGAGCUCGUGUUCAUCGGGGAAGGCAUAGAUGUAGACAAGAUCACUUCUCUGCUGAACGAGAGUCUUUUGGAUGAUGCUGAUAUGGCCCGUUGGGAAAAGGUCAUGAAAAAUAAGCGGUUGUCGAGAGAGGAGAAGGCAGAAAAAUUGGCCAGGAUGUGGGAGGAUGGAUGGGAAGGAUGGCCUGCAUUUGAAAUCGAAGAGGAAGACGAAGACAUCCAGGAGAAAGAUAAAGAGAAGGAUAAAAAACACAAACACUUUGCAAGUGAGUAUUUUGGACACACCAAAGAGAAGACCGGGAGCCAUGCUCACCCUCAUCACCAUCACCACAAAAUGGAUCGUCUGCAUCAGAUGAAGGCAGUAGCAACCUGA